Messenger RNA from Coregonus clupeaformis (lake whitefish), 1455 nucleotides. Its product is annotated as protein PBDC1-like. The coding region runs from base 55 to 555 and encodes 166 amino acids. Gene Ontology annotation, cellular component: cytoplasm. The transcript is spliced from 6 exons. The record is from RefSeq and is a predicted model, not a curated record. Lineage: Eukaryota; Metazoa; Chordata; Actinopteri; Salmoniformes; Salmonidae.
GGCGUGGGCCCUUUAAGCAGAACGAUGUGACGUCAUCAGGUCAAAGUUUACAGCAUGGCGUCGGGAAAUGGACUUGCUUCUCUGGGCGUGGAGGGAGCUACAGCAGCCGCACAGGCUCUGUCUCUACCAGCUGAGGCUUAUGGGAAUGAUCCUCAACUGGAAGUGAUGUGGGCAAUGAAAGCUUACAAUCACGCAGAGAUCUACUUCAAUCUGAUCUCAUCAGUAGACCCCAGUAAUCUGAAGCUGACCAAGGUGGAUGACCAGAUCUAUACAUCCUUCAGAGAAUCCUUCUCAGACCUCAACAUCAAGAACUUGGACCCAGACAUGCUCAAAACGGCUGAGGCCAAAGAGAAGUGGCGUCCAUUCUGUAACCAGUUUGACGGAGUGGUGGAGGACUUUAACUACGGGACUCUGCUACGACUCGACUGUGUGAAGGACUACACAGAAGAAAACACCAUAUUUGCCACCAGGAUCCAGUUCUUUGCCAUCGAGAUCGCUAGGAACAGAGAAGGAUUCAACACCCCUGUUUUCCAGGCUAAAAAGCAGCCUUCGUAACCCAUACCCUAUAACCCAACCUGCUAUAACCUGUAACCCAGUAAGAUAAAGUUUAAAUCAGUCCUAUGUACCAGGCUAAACACCCUUUGUUACACCCUUUAUAAAUCCUAUUUCUGACCUAGGUAUGGGAUACCCUGAACCCCCCCCCCAUAACCUCUAACCCAGAAACAGAACGUUUCAACAGCCCUGGUUACCAGGCUAAACAUUCCCAAUGCUUGUCACCCACCAUCUCCUUACACACUUUUCCUGUGGUUGCCCACCUUGUUGACAACAUAGGUAUACUGGAAACUAGACCAGGGGCACGUUCAGCAGGGGUAUAUUCUUUACGUCUUGCAACUGAAAACGUUUAAGAACCAAACAAGUGAGCGAAACGGGGAGGGACCUACCUGAAUUUGUACAAUAGAAACUUGUUUUCCGUUUGGAGUAAAUGGUUUGUGUAAUGAAUACACCCCAGGUCACGUUCAGAUAAAUAUGUACAACAAACAAUUCACAACAUUUCUAUCUGCAACAUUUGCUUACUGAACAUGGCCCAGAAGUCUCCCCCCUCCACACACACCAGCCUGCAUCCCACAAGUGUGUGUGUACUGAUGUCUAAACUGAGUAUCGUAGCUAUAUGUAAUUAGGUUUCCUCUUUUAUUUGUGCCAAGCAUUUCUGGGAUUGCGUAUGUCCUUGUUUUUGUACAAAGUUGUAAACGUCUUUCAAAUGGCACCAUAUUCUCUAUAGUGAACCACUUAUGACCACAGCUCUGGCAAGCAGUUGUGCACUAUAUAAGAAAUAGGGUGUCCUUUCAGAUUUGAACAGAGUGUAUCCGACUGCAUUUGGUUUCUACCGUCGGACUGGUCUCGUCAUGUGAUAUUUUAUUUAUACCUGAAUCUGAAUAAAUGGACGUCUGGAAUCAA